Messenger RNA from Eucalyptus grandis, 1542 nucleotides. RefSeq names its product receptor-like protein EIX2. The transcript has 3 exons. NCBI's taxonomy places the organism in Eukaryota, Viridiplantae, Streptophyta, Magnoliopsida, Myrtales, Myrtaceae. Gene Ontology annotation, molecular function: protein binding. The record is from RefSeq and is a predicted model, not a curated record. The coding region runs from base 1 to 1542 and encodes 513 amino acids.
AUGGCGUCUUAUGAUGGCCUUGUGUCUACUGUCUUAUGGGCAAUCUUUGUCAUUCAAGUAAUUGAAUUCGGUCAUUCCAACUCUUCAACCAAUGUAAGCUGUAUUGGUGCAGAGAGGGAAGCUCUUCUAAAGUUCAAGCAUGGUCUUAUAGAUCCUUCGAGACGCCUGUCCUCAUGGACCGGAGAGGAAUGUUGCAAGUGGGAAGGAGUUGAAUGCAACAAGAAAACCGGUCAUGUCCUGAAGCUUGAUGUUCGUAGCAUGUUCAUACCUUCAGAUAAUAGCAUGAGCAUGCUGGGAGGUAACAUAGUUCCUUCUUUAACUAAUCUGAAGUAUUUGAAGUAUCUGGACCUCAGUGGCAACAACUUUUCAACCCAAAAAAUCCCAAUGUUCUUUGCUUCUCUUCAGAAAUUGGAGUAUCUUAACCUGUCAUAUGCAGGCUUCGACGGAGAUAUUCCUAGGCAGCUCAAUAACCUUUCCAAAUUACAAUACUUGGAUCUUAGUAGUGACUUCUAUAUGGGUCAUUUAACCUCGAAUGACUUUGAUUGGGUGUCGAAAUUAUCUUCCUUGAAAUAUUUGCACAUGUAUGGUGUUGACCUUUAUAAGGUCAAAGAUUGCGGAGACUUGCCAAAUCGAUUCAGAGAUUUCAAAGAAUUAGAGUACCUUGCUCUUUCACGUAACAUGAUUUUUGGUUCUAUUCCUGCUAAUUUGGUGGAGCUAUCAUCUCUAGAAAGUUUGUAUCUAGAUCAUAACAAAUUGAAUGGGAUUAUUCCAAAGAGCAUUGGGCAACUAUCGAAUCUAAAGGAGCUUUAUUUGGGGAAUAAUUUGUUGUGUGGAGUUGUUGGGGAACUUCACUUUGAAAAUCUCAAAAGCUUGACCGGGUUAGACAUUUCUUCCAAUAAGCUCAUAUUAAAUAUGAGCUCUGCAUGGGUUCCACCAUUCCAAAUUCGCGAGAUAGAUUUGUCAGAUUGCAAAGUGGGACCUGAAUUUCCAAAAUGGCUUCAAACACAGCGGAAUGUCACCGUGUUGAGGAUGUCAAAUGCGAGCAUCUUAGGUGCCAUUCCUGAUUGGCUCUACGACAUUUGCUCUACGAUUCAAACUUUAGAUAUCUCAAGCAACAUGCUUAGAGGCCAAGUUCCCCAAGACAUCGGAGACAAGAUGCCACGAUUAACAAAAUUGAGUCUUAAGGGUAAUAAUCUCACCGGUGGCAUUCCAAAUUCUUUGUGUAAGUUAAAUUGGCUGGGUAGAAUUAAUCUCUCAAAGAAUCAGCUGUCUGGGAAACUUCCUCGAUGUUGGGGAGCAUCGCAAGAGUUGGGAUAUUUGUUUUUUGGGGAUAACAAGUUAAAUGGCCAGAUUCCAAAAUCCUUGUGCCAUCUGCAAUUGUUCGCUCUUAGCCUACACGGGAAUGGCUUUACUGGAGAAAUCCCAAACUGUUUGUCAAAUAUACAGGCAAUGAGUGUCCUUGAUCUCAGUGACAAUGAAUUUACAGGUAGUUUACCGCCAUUUGGGCCACAAUCUCUUUUGGAAGUUCUUGUCUAUGCUUAA